ACUAUCGAGUCCAUUCUGCCCGUGAGUACACUUUGUUUGGCCCUUCAAUUGAAACCUAUCUGAUAUGGAAGGCCCUACCGAUAGCAAUUGCCAUCGCCAGCAUAGCUCGCAACCUUAGGGCACGCAAGCUUCUCCCGCACGACAAGGGUGUUCGUGGUAAAGGAUACUGGAGUAUUUUGCUGAAAACACAACAAUGCGCAUGCCUAAUUGCAUGCGGUAUUGAAUGGUGUUGA
Molecule: messenger RNA, 233 nt
Organism: Loa loa (African eye worm)
Lineage: Eukaryota; Metazoa; Nematoda; Chromadorea; Rhabditida; Onchocercidae
Exons: 1
Source: RefSeq, a predicted model, not a curated record